Molecule: messenger RNA, 2874 nt
Organism: Astyanax mexicanus (Mexican tetra)
Lineage: Eukaryota; Metazoa; Chordata; Actinopteri; Characiformes; Acestrorhamphidae
Gene: htra3b
Product: HtrA serine peptidase 3b
Exons: 9
Coding region: 344-1768 (474 amino acids)
Biological process (GO): proteolysis
Cellular component (GO): extracellular region
Molecular function (GO): protein binding; serine-type endopeptidase activity
Source: RefSeq, a predicted model, not a curated record
AUCAUAUCAUUUCAGACUGGUCUAAAGGGGGCUGAGUAUCUGUAUCUCCGCCUCCAGUAGAAAAAGCCGGGGUGUAGAUGCUCAUUUCAGAGGUCACACACCGGCCGGGGCAGAGAGGGUGUGUGUGUUCUCCUGCUGGAAACAGAAAGACCUCCUAAAAGUUGUGCAGCUGGAUAAGUCUACUGUUUCCCCUCAGAGUUUUAGAGGAGAGUUUUAGUAGUGGGUGAUGGGCGGAUCCACAUGAUCUGACCAGCUCCUCUGGAGUAGUUAACUUUUUACUGUAAGAACAUCUAUCUGGCUGGACUGAUCUGUUCUGCUACCUCUUCCAUUCAGCAGACAUAUCAUGGGCAUGCACGUCCUCCUCCUGCACCCCGCGCUUCUCCUGCUCCUUCUGCAGAUCUCCCCCUGGGUGAUCGCCGAGCCCAAGCCGAAGUGCGCCGCGCGCUGUGAUGUGAGCCUGUGUCCGAGCCCGAGCUGCCCGGCCGGCUACGUGCCUGACCGCUGCGGCUGCUGCCUGGUGUGCGCCCGGGCGGAGGGCGAGCCCUGCGGCCGCAAGGAGCCGCUGCUUCCCUGCGGAGACGGGCUGGAGUGCAGGAGCCCGGCGGGGAAGCGGCUCGCUAAAGGCGUAUGUGAGUGUAAAUACAGCGGCGAGGUGUGCGGCAGCGACGGGCUCACCUACAGCAACGUGUGUCAACUGAAGGCCUCCAGCAGGAGAGCUCUACAGCAGGGUCUGCCCAGCAUAUCCAACGCCCACAAGGGACCCUGUGAGAACAGCCAAGGUCUGACACAUCCUAACAGCCCGAGGUACAAAUUCAACUUCAUCGCCGAUGUGGUGGAGAAGAUUGCCCCCGCUGUGGUCCAUGUGGAGCUUUUCCUCAGCCACCCCCUGUUUGGCCGGACAGUACCACUAUCGAGUGGGUCAGGGUUUGUGAUGUCGGAGACUGGGCUGAUAGUGACCAAUGCUCAUGUGGUAUCCAGCACCACAGCCGUGUCGGGGCGCCAGCAGCUCAAAGUGCAGAUGCAUGAUGGGAAUGUGUACGAGGCUACCAUCAAAGACAUAGACAAGAAGUCGGACAUUGCCACGAUUAAAAUCAACACACAGAAAAAACUGCCGGUCUUGCUGCUGGGUCACUCUGCAGACUUGCGUCCAGGUGAGUUUGUGGUUGCCAUCGGGAGUCCGUUCGCACUGCAGAACACGGUGACCACAGGUAUUGUGAGUACAGCUCAAAGAGACGGGAAGGAGCUGGGCAUCCAGGACUCAGACAUGGAUUACAUCCAGACUGACGCAAUCAUCAAUUAUGGGAAUUCAGGUGGCCCACUUGUGAACUUGGAUGGAGAAGUGAUUGGGAUCAACACUCUAAAAGUGGCAGCCGGGAUCUCAUUCGCCAUUCCUUCAGACAGGAUAACACGCUUUCUCAAUGACUCCAUGGGAAAACAAAGCAAAGAAGUCAGAUCAGUAAAGAAGCGGUUCAUCGGAAUUCGUAUGCUCACUAUUACUGAAGCCCUUGUAGAUGAGCUGAAGCAGCAGAACCCAGACUUCCCAGAUGUCACCAGCGGUAUCUACGUCCAUGAGGUGGUUCCUCACUCUCCAGCUCAAAAAGGGGGCAUAAAGGAUGGAGAUAUCAUUGUGAAACUGAAUGGACAGCCGCUGAUGAGCACCAGUGACCUGAAGGAUGCGUUAACAGAAGACACUGCCCUGCUUCUGGAGGUCCGACGUGGCAACGAUGACCUGCUCUUUAACAUUGAGCCUGACGUGAUCAUGCAUUGACAGCACCAAGCUGCAUCGAGUUCUGACUGCUGAAAAAAGGCAGAGGGAGACAUGAAGAUAUGGGACAGGAACCUGCAGCUGCAGAUAAUGCUGCAAUAAUGGCUAGGCCUUAUAGGUUUUUAUAUUCCAUCAGUUUUCUAUGAAACACUGUGGACCCAAAAGAACUGAGAAGGGCUUUCCCUGCAAUCUGUUUCAAGACAGAUCUGCGUAACAGGUUUUAAAAGAAGACUUCUGUUCCAGUCUCUAAGUACUGUACAUCUCUGGAUUGAGAUAUUAAGUAUUGUUUUGUUCAUUGUGAAUAUGGGGAGUUUUACAUUUUUUACUUUACAGUACCGUAUUGCUUUUAAACGACAAUGCUGGUAAUGUUAAGCAGCUAGCUUUUCUGUGCCAAGAAACUUUUCACUGGCUGGACAAUGUGAACACACCCACAGAGAAAAAGCACAUGUAGUCUGUCAGUCAGUGUUACAUACUGUUACAUAGCCAUGUGUGUUAACACACCGAUCAAAAAUAAUAACAUUAUGACCGUGUCCUUGUUUCUUCACCCAUUAUCCAUGUUUCAGCUCCACUGAGCAUAUAGUAAAAGUGGAUCAGACACAGCUGUGCUGCUGGAGUUUUUAAACACCUGAGAAUUGUCCACCUCCACCAUGUCAGUGUUUCUACAGUGCUGAAAAUGACCCACCACCCAAAAAAAACCUACACAGUGGUGCUCCUGUGGUGUCCUGACCAUUUGGAGAACAGGGUGAAAGAAGCUUAGUAAAGUACGCAGAGAUAGUAUAAAAUGAGAGAACUCAAAUUCUGUUUCUAUUUGCUUAGUGAAGCUGAAAAAAUGGAUAAUGGGUGUUAAUAAUGUAACGUUUAACCAGUGUAUGCAACACCAAAGACACAUAAAAAGGCAAAGGUUAGGAAUGCUUUUCAUUAGCAAGCUAGUGUAUAAAUGUGACCAACACAUUCUUUUGCUGUUUUUCUAUUUUGACGCUUGAUAUCUACUUUUACAAAAAAAAAGGUGUAAGCAUAUGUUUUUGUUUAAAGUCAGAAUGUUUACAACUGUCUGUUGGUUUAUUCCAAUAAAAGCAGAAUUUAUCACGCCACAUACUGUGGCACAGCCA